GUGAAACUUGUUGCCCCCUGGCCCCUGAUGAGAGUCCAUGCGAAUAGUGGAGACACUGUACUGUCACUGUAACACACUUACGGCCCGGCGUCACCUCCCUCCAGGAAUGACUCUGGUAAUGCUCUACGUCGGCUGUGGAAGCUCCCGUCCCGCCGUGCCUUUGUGAGUCCUGACCGACCCAGACUCCCCAACAUGGCCUCAGCGGUAAUGUUAGCCCGCUGCACAUCUGUCCGGUUCCCCGCUGUGGCCACCGCCGUCCUGUUGCUGCUGUAUAUAAGCACCGUGCAUGCAUCCCAAGGCGACAAGGAGCCAGUUUACCGGGACUGUGUGAAGCAAUGCGUCGGGAGCAACUGCACCGGAGCUCGGCUGCGGAGCUUCCAGUCCAGCCAGCCGCAGUACAUGGCACUGACAGGUUGGACAUGUCGCGAUGACUGUCGCUAUCAGUGCAUGUGGACCACGGUGGGUCUCUACCAGGCCGAGGGGUACAGUGUCCCUCAAUUCCAUGGCAAGUGGCCGUUUGUGCGCUUCCUGUGUUUUGAGGACCCAGCCUCCGCUCUGGCCUCCCUGCUGAACGGCCUAGCCUGCCUCCUCAUGCUGCUGCGCUAUCGGAGCACGGUGCCACGCCAGAGCCCCAUGUACCACACCAUCAACGCCUUCUCUCUGGUUUCUCUUAAUGCCUGGUUCUGGUCCACAGUUUUUCACACCCGGGACACCUAUCUCACUGAGAAAAUGGACUACUUCUGUGCCACAGCGGUCAUUCUUUACUCAAUCUACCUAUGCUGUGUCAGAACGUUGGGUCUGAAGCGACCGGGGGUUUCCAGCAUGGUGGGGGUCCUGCUCAUCUUGGCCUUUACCUCUCAUGUGUCCUACUUGACCUUUGUUAGUUUCGACUAUGGCUACAACAUGGCGGCUAACACAUCCAUCGGCAUGGUGAACCUGCUGUGGUGGCUGUGUUGGUGCUGGCAGAACCGGCGGACGCUGCCCUACUGGUGGAAGUGCGGCCUGGUGGUGGUGCUGCUCCACGGCCUGGCUCUGCUGGAGCUGCUCGACUUCCCCCCGAUGUUCUGGAUCCUGGACGCUCACGCUGUGUGGCACCUCAGCACCGUACCAGUGCACUUCCUCUUCUACAGUUUCCUGAUAGACGACAGCCUCUAUCUACUGAACACGGAGAAGAUGGGUGUCAAAGUGGAGUAGGAGGACCUCGUCACUUCUUCACCCCGGGAACACCCUCGCACCCCUCCAAUCAGAGCAGCCGGACACUCGGACACGGAAGUGGCUCUGCCCCACGGACGACAUGCAUGACAUCCAUCAGAGUAGACUGUUUACAUGUUUUUAAUUUCUAUUUUAAAUAAUUUAUUUGGGCUUUACUUUCUCUAUUGUUGAUAUGACGAUUGCUCCACGACUUUUUUCCUUUUUAACAUCAAUGCAAAACAGGAUAAGCAAAAGAAAGUCUCCCACCACAGCAGACACAGUUUUUGACUUCGUAAUGAAAUAUUUUUGAUGCAUAUCCUGCUUUUCCGACUCUCUGCGUUUCUGAAAUUGAUCCCCUGAACCCAUGACUUUAAUGUCCCUCUCGCUGAGCGUUGCACUGUUGGCAGUUUGCUGUGGCUGACAAUAGAUGGCACCAGAUCCCCUGCCAGGCCAUCUCUGUGUUUGGUUCAGCAUGUGUCAGGGUCCAUCUGAGCCAAAAGUGGACUGGCUGACACAGAGACGACGAGCCCCUUGUGAAGUGGGCAGGUGGGGUCUGCCAGCGGAUUGUUCUAGAGAGAGAGGAGGGGGGUUUGAAGGCCAUUCGAGCUGACUGUGUUUUUUUUCUUCUUUUAUCACCAUCACACCUUUUAUUUUUGUGCCUGCAUUGUUUCCACUGCUGCUUUUGUUUCUCAUACUCUUCAUUAUCAUUUAUAUUUCCAGUUUUAUCAGCCACCUUAGUCGUUUUAAUUCUAUAUUGCGACCAAUUUGUUUGCUUUACCCUGUUUAAUGACUUGAUUUUGAAUUUUGGGUUGGGAUAUGCCUGAUGAACAUCAAAUGGAAAUAUUAUUUUAAUUCACCUGGAUUGCCUUUUAGUGUGAGGAGAAGGAGAAAAUGAUAGAGGUAGGGGAAAUAAUCUGCGACAGGAAGCUGGGGCCUUUUUAUUUCCAUCAAGAGUUUGAAUACAUUCUGGGGUUAUGUGGUGUGUGUGUGUGUGAGUGUUUAGAUGUAGCCCAUUAUUUGGAUUUGCAAUUCUUGCUGUAAUAUCCCCCAAAAUGACACACACACACACACACACUGCCAGCUGCUGUACAGAUAACUGCAUGUGAAAUACUCCCUCAUAACAUUUGUCAAUGAGAACAUUUCUUCUUUCUUAUCAACUCUUUCAUUUCCACUACACACCAAAACUCUUGAAUUCAUACCCUGUAUGUCUUCACCCCUCAGAGUCUCCCUUCCAUAUGGGCACUUUACGAGUGUGUGAACAUUUACGUGCAUUUUAUUGUCCGAAUUUCUGCCCAUGCCUUUUGUAUUUCUGUGCGAGAACAAUGACUGCGUACACGUUGCCUUGACUCAACAGCAUGUUGUUUUUGCCAUUGUAAACUGAAUCACUGUGUGUGUGUGAGAGAGAGCUAGAUUGUGCUCGAUCCUUUUGUAAAACUACUGAUGUAGGAGCAUGUGUGUGUGAAUGUGUGUGAGACGACGGGUAAAUGUAGCUUUGCUGACAGCCUGUGAUAGGGGUGGGGGGGAGAAAGAAAGAAAGACAGGGAGAGGUUGUCGUAGGUUUGGGUGGCAUAAAGAUUCCUGAAAUGAUGGCAGAGAUGCUGGCCUUAUGAGAUAAGAAGCAUUAUAUGGUACAUAUAUUUUUUCAGACCAAACUAUUGAUGAUAAACCACUGACAUUCAUAGUAUUAUGAUUGGGGCCAAAUGAUGACAUACUGUACAUUGAAAAAGCUAUAAUAACAAACAUUACUAGUUUGACAUCUGUUAUAAUAAGUUGAACAUUUCCUGAGAAUCAUGUAAUUGUUCUUUUCUUCACCAAUAACCACUGCCCUCUUCUUCCCUCACUCAUCUGCUGCCCUCUGCCUGCUGCCCUGCGCACAUCACCUCCUGAGUGCACUUUCCUCCACCUCACAUCUGAUGUUUGACCAAAAAAUCUAAAAUGGAACAAAUAAAAGUGUUCUUUGUUGAUGAGCAUUA
Molecule: messenger RNA, 3164 nt
Organism: Gymnodraco acuticeps
Lineage: Eukaryota; Metazoa; Chordata; Actinopteri; Perciformes; Bathydraconidae
Gene: pgap3
Product: post-GPI attachment to proteins phospholipase 3
Exons: 8
Coding region: 193-1194 (333 amino acids)
Biological process (GO): GPI anchor biosynthetic process
Cellular component (GO): endoplasmic reticulum membrane
Molecular function (GO): hydrolase activity, acting on ester bonds
Source: RefSeq, a predicted model, not a curated record